AUGUCCUUCCAAGAAAAGGCUCAGGCCCAUAUCUCCCUCAUCGAUAAGGAGCUUUCCAAGUACGAAGUCUUAAAUAACCUGGAGAAGCAGACCUCGAUCCCAAAGACCUAUGCCUUCCUCGGCGCCGUCGCAACCUACUUCUUCUUCAUCUUCUUCAACAUCGGUGGCCAACUCCUUACCAAUGUUGCUGGUUUCGUCAUCCCAGGUUACUAUUCUCUCGAGGCUCUGUUCAGCAUGGGAAAGAGCGAUGAUACCCAAUGGCUCACUUACUGGGUUGUCUUUGCGUUCUUCACCGUCUUUGAGAGCUUGGUAAACGCCGUCUACUGGUUCCCGUUCUACUUCACCUUCAAAUUCAUCUUCGUUCUCUGGCUCGCGCUCCCGGCUACUGGCGGUGCCCAUAUCGUCUUCCGGUCGUUCAUCCAACCCGUCUUUGCCCGCUACUUUUCCGGACCUGGAGCCACUGCAGCCAAUCUUCGCUCGAAGAUUGACGACAAGAGCUUGUAA
Drepanopeziza brunnea f. sp. 'multigermtubi' MB_m1 is the source of this 504-nucleotide messenger RNA. RefSeq lists its product as uncharacterized. Gene Ontology annotation, biological process: calcium ion import across plasma membrane. NCBI's taxonomy places the organism in Eukaryota, Fungi, Ascomycota, Leotiomycetes, Helotiales, Drepanopezizaceae. The record is from RefSeq and is a predicted model, not a curated record. Gene Ontology annotation, molecular function: protein binding; calcium channel activity.